Molecule: messenger RNA, 1329 nt
Organism: Rhinichthys klamathensis goyatoka
Lineage: Eukaryota; Metazoa; Chordata; Actinopteri; Cypriniformes; Leuciscidae
Gene: lrrc39
Product: leucine rich repeat containing 39
Exons: 9
Coding region: 269-1309 (346 amino acids)
Molecular function (GO): receptor serine/threonine kinase binding
Source: RefSeq, a predicted model, not a curated record
UGUUGUCUCCGGUUAAAUAUAGACACUGGCCAGACUUAAGCUUCAAGAGGGAAGACCAUGACAAUCACAGAGGGAUAAUUACUUCAAAAUCAAUUCUUUCAACACAGAUCACACUUCUUGGAAUUGUCAGAGGACUUAUACUAGUGAUACAGCAAUGGGCGCUAACUUGGUACAGACAUGGUAUAUAGGCGCUGGAAGGACAAUAUGACCAAAUGAGAGUGGCUAGCAAAAUGUGUGUAUGAAGUGAUAUUUGGGACUCUGUAUCAUCAUGACGGGGCUCACGGUGUGCUGUGGGACAGUAAACUCCGUCAAGGCUCUGUGGGAAACCCGGAUAAAGAAAAGCAAAGAUGAACUGAAGAAGGAGAGCGAACAGAGAGACAAGAGAGCAGUGGGUAGGUUAACAGGUGCCUGGGAGGAUCGUAUCACUUUGGCCAAGCUAAAGGAAAAAGUUGUGACUGAGGAAGGACGUGUCAUCCUUCGGAUUGAAAAGGAGGAGUGGAAGACUCUUCCUCCAGCUCUGGUCCAACUCUCCCAGAUUCAAGAAUGGCAGUUACACCGAACAGGACUUCAAAGAAUUCCACGGUUCAUCUCGAGCUUUGAGUCUCUCAUAGUCUUGGACUUAUCUCGUAAUUCAGUCAUGGAGAUUCCCAGAGAGAUUGGCAAACUAACUCGGUUAAGAGAGCUGAUGUUGAGCUAUAACAGAGUGAGCUACGUACCAGAAGAACUUAGUUGUUGUGAAAAUCUGGAGAAACUGGAACUUGCAAUGAAUCGAGAUCUGGAUGAGCUGCCCACCCAGCUUAGCAAUCUUAAGAAGCUGUAUCACUUGGACCUCUCCAUGAACCACUUCACCACCAUUCCAGAUUGCGUGGUCAACCUUCCUUCUCUUGAGUGGCUAGACAUGGGCAGCAACAUUUUGGAGAGUUUGCCAGACGAUAUUCACAGAAUGGAGAAACUUCAUACCCUGUGGCUCCCAAGAAAUGAACUAGAGUACCUGCCAGACAACAUCAGUCGCAUGCAAAGCCUGGACACACUAGUUCUGAGCAAAAAUAAACUACGAGACAUUCCUCCGCUUAUGGAGGGCAUGAGUAACCUCAGGUUUGUGAAUUUCCGAGACAAUCCUUUGACGUAUGAGGUGACGCUUCCUGAUUUAAAAGAGGAUGUAGACGAGGAAGAGAAUGACAGGGAGAUGUUUGGUCGCGAGUUCAUGCACUACUACAUCCAAGAAGCCCGGAAAAGAGGAUCCCAAACUUUCACGUCACUGCUAAAUGUGACGCUGGACGGCGUGUCAGAGACAGCAUCAUCUUUGUGACUUGCAUGCUGGCUUCUGUC